AGUGGAGUCUAACAGGUUUUCAAUCAUCAUGUAAAUAAUGAACAGGUCAAAAAAAAGAAAGUGGGGUGUGGUCACACUCAGUUCUGUCUGAGUGAAGCAGUGGAUCGUUCAGGUAUGUGACGCAGAUAACUCCAACAGGACCAAGUCAACGUGAUCUGAAGCUGAAGUUUUGUAGUUGUGAUCUCAACAGGUUGAGUGCUGAACUUGAGGUGACGCCCCCUCCUGAGUCACUCUGGGUAAAGAGUCCCAGAGUGAGGACCAGAGGUGAGAAGAAGAGUUAAUAUCCCUCAUCAAAUGUUGAUGUUUAAACUUCAGUGGCCUGUGAUCAGGAGAAACAUCAGGUUCAUUUUCUCUAAUCGUUCUCCUCCUGCUCCUCCCUGCUCAGGUUGAUCGCCCCCUGGAGUAGCGUGUCCAUGUACUCCAAUCCACGCUCUGCCAGGAACAUGUAUACAAAGUCCAUGAACCAACCUCCGUCAUUCGACCCAGAGCCGUUUCGACCCUCUCAGUCUCGCCGCUCCUUACUGAACGUGGAGUCACCUGAGAGGCUCGGUGCAUCAAUGAGGAGCACCAGAUCCAUGGACCCACCGAUUUCCUUCAGCUCUGACAGCUGCCAGAGAACGAAGUCCAUGGACUCACCGCCGUCCUUCAGUGAAGAGGAGAAUCCAGACUCUUCUCAGACUUUCCAUGGCUACGGGAGAGUGGACUCAAGUGAGAGCUACGGUUUGUCAAUGAUGAGGAACAACAGAUCCAUGGAGCCAACGAUUUCCUUCAGGGUUCCUCAGGGACCAGACUCAUUGGAUCCUGGACCAGAACCUGUCUCUCAACCUGUUCCUGACUUCACUGCAGAUAUCUCUUCUGGGGGAAUGGAAAAGCUACUGCUGCAAUUCAAGCCACAGCAGAUUCCACCCUUUGACUUCCACCGGAGUAAUGCGUCCAUGGGCCCACCUCCCUCAUUCAGUCGACCUCAGAAUCCAGACUUUGACUUCCACCGGAGUAAUGCGUCCAUGGGCCCACCUCCCUCAUUCAGUCGACCUCAGAAUCCAGACUGUUCUCGGUCUCUCUGCUGCUUACUGAACGUGGACUCACCUGAGAGGCUCGGUGCAUCAAUGUGGAGCACCAGAUCCAUGGACCCACCGAUUUCCUUCAGGGCGGAGCCUGAUGGCGUCCGAUGGUUGAGACCCGGGCUGAAGAAGUAUCUCUGUGGACUCGUCCCGGACACAGACACCAUGAACAAGAACCUGCAGCUGUCCCACGACGGCAGGACGGUGACGUACGAGGACGAGGUCCAGAAGUAUCCAGAUCAUCCCCACAGGUUCCACCAGCGCCCUCAGCUGCUGUGUAGAAACGCUCUGACUGGUCGCUGCUACUGGGAGGUGGACUGGACUGGGAUCAUCAACAUAGCAGUGAGUUCCAGAGGAAUCUCCCGGGAAGGAGACGCUGAGGAUUGUUGGUUUGGAAGGAACGACCAGUCCUGGAGUCUCUACUGCUCCGAUCGGCACGGCUGCACCGUCACACACAAAGAGCGUCCCAUCUGCAGCCGUGGUCAUUUCCUGGCUUAUCACGACAACAACCCAACAACCUGCUCCACCACCUCCUCAGAAGACUCCAACAGAGCAGCAGUGUACGUGGACGUCCCUGCCGGCACGCUGUCCUUCUUUGUGGUCUCCGGAGACGAGCUGAUCCACCUCCACACCUUCCACACCACAUCCACCGAACCUCUCUAUCCCGGGUUUGGGUUCUGGGGGGGUUCCGGGGCCUCAGUCUCUCUGCCUUCAGUGUAGCACGGUUCACAUGAAGCCUCGUGAGUGGCAGAGAUCAACAGUGGUCAGAGACAUGGUGGCAUCAGGACCAACGUGGAGCUGCUGUCGUCAAUCACACUGUUUAGAAACCAGAAGUAAAACCAGCUGCUCGGGUUUGAAAUGUUACAAAGCUAAAGAACAAUGUUGAUCUGCUCUUAGUGUCUCACAGGGACACGCUGCUUCAUCCCUCAUAUUCAGUGCUGGAAUGUAACAAAGUAUUUUUACUUCGCUACUGUACUUCAGUAAAUUUUUACGUAUCUGUACUUUACUUAAGUAAAAAUAAUAGCAUACUUUUUACUUUUAAACCGUUACAUUUUGCAGCUAUUAUCUAUACUUUUACUCCACUAGAUUUCUACAAUAUGUGACGUUACUCGUUACAUUUUAUGAACACAGUUUCGGGAAAUAUGGAUGCGUUGCUGUUUUGUAAGUUUAAACGCGCACACACACACGUGUCCUUACACCGCAAAAAGACAUUUAGAAUUAUGUUUAUAAUAAUGACAAGUAACGAAAUAACCACAAACCUUGGGCCUUUAUCAGCCAGAUGCUAAACAACUAAAAGUGAUGCUUUUUCAUGCAACAACGAAGAACACCUGCCAUUUAGCGGGCGUUCUCGUUUUUCAGGAACUACCUUUUCAAAAUAAAAGUAUAACAUUUCUCCCUCUGUCUAAACCAUUUAAAAAAUAUUCAGAAAAUGAAUAUUUUGACUGCCUGACCAAUGGUCAAAUUUUCAUUUCAAGUUCCUUCAUUUUUAAUGUCUCAUUCUAAGUUCUGACCAGUUUUACAGUUGUUUUUCAUGUUCCAUGUUUCCAAUUUUUACACGUUUACAAUUAAAUAAAAGAUUUAAAGAUAUAA
Messenger RNA from Pleuronectes platessa (European plaice), 2651 nucleotides. RefSeq names its product tripartite motif-containing protein 14. Lineage: Eukaryota; Metazoa; Chordata; Actinopteri; Pleuronectiformes; Pleuronectidae. The record is from RefSeq and is a predicted model, not a curated record. Bases 414 to 1781 code for a protein of 455 amino acids. The transcript is spliced from 13 exons. Gene Ontology annotation, molecular function: protein binding.